Miscanthus lutarioriparius is the source of this 2118-nucleotide messenger RNA. Lineage: Eukaryota; Viridiplantae; Streptophyta; Magnoliopsida; Poales; Poaceae. The record is from the annotation of a GenBank genome assembly.
AUGGUUGAGAAGGGGUGUGAGAGAUGCAGGGAAUGGAAGGAGCACUACUACUGGGAGCACAUGGAUGUGAGCAAGAUCCGCUUCUUCAAGCUCAUGACUGGGGAUUUCGCCCGGGGCAUUAGGAUACCAGACAAGUUUGCAAAGAAUUUCAAGGGACAGAUCACAGAAGAGGUUCAGCUGAAAUCACCUAGUAGUGCUGAAACAUGGCACAUCGGUGUAGAGAAGCAUGGUGAUGAGUUGUUCUUCAUGUCAGGAUGGAAGGAUUUUGCCAAGGCUCAUGAACUGCAGGAGAAUGAUCUCGUGCUCUUCACUUGCUGUGGAAACUCUUCCUUUGAGGUCCUAGUCUUCGAAGCGAGUGGCUGUGAGAAAGUGUCUUCCCUGUUUGGCAAUGGAAUUGGUCCUGAUAUGUGCAAACAAUUCAAUGAUAUAGUGGGUCAACAUGGUGAGCAUCACUCUCUGACUGUGAGCGAUUCUGAGGAUACCAUUGCGCCGUCGCAGCUGGUUGGAUCCCCUCACAACGCUUCUCCUUUGAAGGAACCCAGUGGGAAGGCUAGACCAAGUGAAUAUGAAUUACCAAACACCAACAACUUUAUUGUCAAGCAUGUGGCAACUGGCAAAGAGGAUAGUGAUGAUGGAUAUGCUAACUCUAACUACUACUCGAAGUUUGCCAAUCGACUAAGAGAUGAGGAAAAGGAGAAAAUAAUAGGUUUGGCUUCCAUCCGACCAAACAAUCCUGUAUUUGUGACAGUUCUGAUGAAAAACCAUGUUCAGCGCAGAAACAACCAUCUGGUCAUCCCAAGUAAAUUUGCUGCUGAUCAUCUUGGGGAAAGAGCACAUGAUAUCAUACUUCGUAGGCCAAAUAGGAAAGAGAAAUGGUUUGUCAGCUACUAUUACUCAUGCCGCACCCGGUGUUUCCACAACUUACCGUUGUUUAAGUUUAUGAGCGAAAACAAGCUUCGUGAGGGUGACAUCUGCGUCUUUGAGCUGAUGAAAGGCAAAAGGAGAGUGACGAUGACUGUCCAUGCCAUCAGAAAGGCCAAUAACCGGUUUAUUCUGAUGGCCCCCCAUCUGCGGUGUGAGAGCUGCAGGAAGUGGCAAGAGCACUGCUACCAGGAGCACAUGGUGAGGGAGAGGGUGAGUUUCUUCAAGCUCAUGACAGGAGAUUUUGCGCAGGGCAUUAGCAUACCGAACAAGUUUGUGAGCAACCGAAAUGGGCAGAUCACCAAAGUGUUCAACCUGAAAUCACCCAGUGGCGAAACAUGGAUCGUCGAUGUCACAAAGAAUGCCGAUGAGCUGGUCUUCAAGUCAGGAUGGGAUGAUUUUGCCAGAGCACAUGAGCUACAAGAGAAUGACCUUGUGAUCUUCACACGCAGUGGCAACUGCUCCUUUGAUGUCCUGAUCUUGGACUCAAGUGGCUGCGAGAAGGUGUCUUGUUUCUUCACCACUAAGAAGGGUCCUUGCAUGCACAAGCAUUUCAAUGGCAGAGCGCAUCAACAAGCUGAACACCGCAUGUUCAGUGAUUCAGAAGACUUGGGAAUGCCGUUGUGCCUCGUUGGGACCUCUACUUCAAAGAAGAAGGGUGGCAGGACUGAACCAAGGAAAGAGCCUGAACCUCCAAGCAAUAGCAAUUACUAUAUCAAGCAAGAGGCGAUGAGCGAUGAAGAGCAGAGCGACGAAGAUAGGCUUGCCGAUUCCAGCUACUACUACUCAAAGUCUGCCAACAUCCUAACUGAUGGUGAACGGGAUCAAAUAUUCAGUUUGGCUUCGAUUCAACCAGGCAAUCCAGCAUUUGUGGCUGUACUGCUGAAGACCCAUGUUGGGCACAAGAACAACAUGCUGACCAUUCACCAUGGAUUUGCAGCAGAGCACCUUGAGGGGAGAUCCCAUGAGAUCCUGCUCCUCAGGCCAAACAGGAAAGAGAAGUGGUUCGUCAAGUACUACCACGCCAGCCAUACCAGAGGCUUCAACUGCUGCCGCUGGGUCAAGUUCGUCCGUGACAACAGGCUGCACAAGGACCACAUCUGCGUCUUUGAGCUGAUGAAAGGCGCCAAGAGGACGACGAUGAUUGUCCAUGUCCUCAGGAAGGUUGAUAAUGGAAAGAUUGUGCUGGUGGCCUAA